AUGAAUAAAACAUUUACAAAAUUAGCAUUUAGCAAGCAUUCAAGUCCGUAUUCUUCUUCUGGUCAACUAAAGUAUUCAUCUUCAUUAACUAUGCCUAAACAACAACAAUUACAAACUAAAGAGUCUAACGGAGUAUCAAUUAAUUCAUGUCUUUAUUGUGUUACAAAAACUGUACAUCCAAGAUUAGGACGAGGUGAAACUUAUAUUUGCGGUUAUAAACCAUAUCGUUGUGAAAUAUGCAAUUAUUCUACUACAACAAAAGGAAAUUUAGCGAUACAUCAACAAUCGGAUAAACAUCUAAAUAAUCUUCAGGAGCACGAACAAACAAUGUCUCAAACAAUAUUCAAUACAGCUGAUACAAGAAGUAAUCACAGUGAAAGUCCUGAUUGUACUCGCCAUCAACAAAAUAAUCUGCAUCAAAAUCUUACUCAUUUAAAUUCAGCCAGUAAAAAAUCAAAUUCAUCAUGUGAUUUGAACAUUUUAACUGCACAGUCAUUAUCUGAAAGACGAACAAUAUCAUCGUUGCAACAAAAUAUGAAACUAAAUCAAAAAACUGUUGAAUUUCUUCAGAAAAAAACUGAGAAUGCAAAAGUCAUAGAUAAUAUAAAUAUAAAUAAAGCCAUUACAAAUUUUCAUGAACUAGGUUUAGCUAAUGGUGAAGAUAGAAUGCAUCAACCAAGCUAUUCCUCAUAUUCAUCUUCUGUUAUUGAUUCGUCCUCUUUUUGUUAUGAUCAUCCAUUGAAAACAUUCAUACCUCUAACAUCAUCUCAUGAUAAUCUACUAUGUAAUCUUACUGAAACAGCAAAUCAUCCAUUAGCUUGCCAAGUAUGUUGUACAUUUACAACGGAUAAUUUAGAUGUCUUAAUUGAACAUGUCGAACGGAAUCGUGUACCGUUUGAUUUAGACUACGUUACGAAUUUAAUAACUUUACAUACAAAUGGUUUUUGGUUCUGUAAACUGUGCUCUUAUAAAAGUCCUUUAAAAGCUAAUUUUCAAUUACAUUGUAAAACAGAAAAACAUGCGCAAAGAUUAAGUUUUCUUGUACAUGUUUGCGAAGGUGGUUUAUGGAAUCAGUCACGCAUUCUGUCAACUCUAAAUAUUUGUGAAAAUAAAAUAUUAGAUACCAAUAACAACAAUAAUAUACAAUGUCCAACUACAAAAGGACCAAAUUAUAAUAUAUCAUCAUUGAAUAUAACGACUAAUCUUACUACUUAUAAUAAUAACAGUAGUAAUGUAGGUAACAAUAGCAGUAAUUGCAAUAAUGUCAAAAACAAUUUCAAUUUAACAUCAUCAAUACAACUGUACUGUAUAGCCUGUGAUUUAUUUACAACUUCAGUGCAUAAAUUCCGAUUACAUUGUCAAACACUUAGUCACAUUGGAGCUGUGAAGAUAUUUACACAUUUAGUCAAUCGACGCAAUUAUCUAUGGAAUACCUUAGCUUCUUUAAGUUUGUUCUAUGUUGAUUUUUUGAAGUCUCUUAUAGAUGAAAAUGAUAAUAAUGACGAGACCAAUAAUGCACAUACAGACUCUUCCCUAAACGGUAUAAAUAAUUUAAAAUAUCAAACAAAGUUUAAUAAGAUUUUAUUACAAUUAUCGUCAAUCCUUACAAACCUACAAGUUGUUUAUGUAUGUCAUAAAAAUUAUUUACCAUUCAUACCAUCAUUGACAAAUUGUUCAUCCCCUUCAUCUAGUAGUCCCAAUAUUAAUUUAAUGUCAUCUGAAAAAUCAUCUCAACAAUCUAUCACUCGUUUUAAGUCACUAACAAGUGCUUUAAAUCAUUGGCAUGUUAGUGAACACCAAAGAUCAAUCGCCAAACAACAAUUAUUUACAGAUCAUGAAAAUGUAUCUCAAUAUAAUCAAAUGAAUGAUUCUAAUUAUUAUUCAAAUGAAAUAUUUGAUAUACAUUGGCAAUUAAAUAAUAUUGAAGGGAAUAUUGAAGAAUUACCAACAAUAAUUAUCAAAAUUUUAAUACCAAUUAUUAAUGAAUCAAUAAAUAAACAAUCAAUAAAUUCUAAUGAAUAUAAUACAUUAAUCAAUAAUUCUAUUAUUAAUGAUAUUGAAUUAAUAAAUUCAAGACAAAUUUCUAAUUAUAAUAUAAAGAAUAUAAUGAAUAAUAUAAAAGAGAAUGAAGAAAAUAAUUGUAAUAAUGAAUUCAUAUAUGAUAAGAUGAAAAUAAUUGAUUUAUCUUAUGAACAAGAUUUAAAUAAUAAAAUUGAUCAACAAUAUGAAAUGAUUGUUAAUAAUAAUGAACAAAUAAAUAAUAAGACAUUUAAAUUAUUAUCUGAAUAUAUUGGUCAAUCAGAUAGAAAACUUAUUUCAUCAUUUCAUCAAAUUCCAACUACAAACAUUUCUGAAGAAAACCGUCUACCUACAUUUUCUGCCACUGGUUCUAACAACAUUGGUGACAUCAAUAUCGCAUUCUCACCCACCGGAGGAAACGGUGAGCAAGCAACUGAGACUGAAGCUAUACGGUGUCAUAGUCAAAUUAAUAGCUCAUCAAUUGAUCAAAACGUUACAGAAGAUUUAACAAAUGCUACCAAGUAUAAAUUACAACCAUGUAAUGAAUUGAAUAGAACAGUUAUUUCAAUCAAAUCUCUUACUAAUGAUUGGCCAACUAGACCAAAUUCGGAACCAAUUUUAAAAUUAACCAAUCAUAAUCCUCUUGAAGUUGAAAUCGAUUCGAGUAAGAUAAAUAUUUACAAAGCGAAAACUUAUCAAAAUCUAUCUGAUUCAACAGUCAUUAAUCAAGAAUAUAAAAAUAUUAUGACAGCUAAUGCAUUUUUAUCAUCUAAUUGUACAGUUGAAGAUAAUGUAUCUGCUAGCCGUUUAUUUUUACCCAAAGAAUUACAUAUAUCAGAUGAAUGGAGAAAAUCUGAACAACGUUUGACCGCUUCAAAUACAUCAAAUAUGUCAUCACCUAUACAUAAUUUUAAUAUACGUGGUACAUCAGUAACACCUAUGGAAUUAUUUGCACAAAUGACAGCUCAUUAUAAACAAAUCUCUGAAAAUUAUAACUACGCACAAUCAAUGGAAUUAUUUUUGACCAAUCCAUCAGUAAUAACACAACUCGCUUCAAUGAAUAUGAGUAAAAUUACUGAACCAGUAUCAAUAUCAACAUCAAUAUCACAACCACCCCCCUCUUCUCCGUCUUCUGCUCUUACACUUACACCUUUAACAACUAUUUCUAAACCAUCAGACUUACCGCCAAAACAAAUCGAUGAUAUUGAUUUAUCAACUAAUCACAACCGAAUGUCAACCAAUGAUUUUUUCCAUGAGUUUAAUAUGUUGCCUAAUUUGCAUAGUUUAUUAAAACAAUCAUUUGAAUUAAUAAGUUGUGACAGUUUUUCAAAUAUACAAAUUGAUAAAUAUUGUUCAGAGGAUUUGUUAGCAUUUACUUUAGAGGUAAUUGUAAAUGAUAAAGUAUAUUAUGGUAAUAUUUAUGAAAAAUUAAAUAAUCAUUGGUUUAAAUUAGAGUAUAUACAUGAAUUACAAAUGAAAAAAGGUAAUUUGUGUACAUAUUGUUGUAAUGAUAACUAUGAUGAUAAUAAUGAUAACGAUGAUGAUAAUGUUAGCAACGAAAAGACUAAUGAUGAUGAUGAAAGAAACAGAAAAUAUCAAAAUAAAUCUCAUCGUUUUCUAUUAGAAUCCAGUUUAGAAUUACACAUAAAACUGCAACAUUCUAAACAGAUUUCUAAUAAUAAUAAUAAUGAUAAUACAUUAACUGUUAUUUUGUCUAAUUCAUCUGUAAACGAAUUAGUUGAAAAAUUAAAUUUACUUAUUUCUAAUUCUGCAUUCUCAGAUUUAUUUCAUUCAAGCUUAGAAAAUCAUUGUAAAUUACAACCCUAUGUUAAAUCGAUUUCUCCAAAUCUGCUAUCGAUACAUUUAAAACAUGUACAAUCAGACAGUUUUCAAAAUAUGCCAAAAUCUUUAUUACAAACAAAUGAAAUUGAAUUCAAUGAUACUAAUACUUCUGCAUCAUUUAUAAUAGAACAAAAUUUUUCAGCAAAAAAUCUUGCUACUAACAACAAUACUACUCAAAAUGAUAUAAGUAAUAUAUGUGAUUCAAAUACUCCAUUAUCUUUAUCAGUGAUUACUUCUGAUCAAUCUAAUUUAUUUCAUAAAGAUAUAAAAGAUUCAAUAAUAAAUAGUCCAUUUGAAAUGAUAACAAACAAUAAUUGUUCAAAUAAUUCUAACUUAUUAUUAAACUAUACUUUAACUAAUAAAAAUGAUCCUAAUGAGAAUAAUGAUAAUAAAAAUAAUCAAAUUGAUAAAGAUAAUAAAAUGAAUAUAACAUUUACUGAAUCUUAUUACAAUUCUAUAAAAGAUUACAAAAGAAGUAAAUUUAUUGAACCCUAUGAACAACAAAUCACAUCAUCAUCAUCAUUAUCAUUAUCAUCAUUACAAAAACGAAGUCGUACACGUUUAAGUGAAUCACAAUUAAAUAUAUUACGUUCAUAUUUUGAUAUUAAUAAUUCACCAACAGAUGAAAAAAUUUAUGAAAUUUGUAAUAAAACUGGUUUACAAGAGAAAGUUGUUAAACAUUGGUUUCGUAAUACAUUAUUUAAAGAAAGACAAAAAAAUAAAGAUAAUCCAUAUAAUUUUUCAAUACCACCAAGUACUAGUUUAAAUAUAGAAGAAUAUGAAAAAACUGGUCGAAUUGAAGUACAUUCAACAUAUUCAAUGAAACAACAUCAUAAAUUAUAUCAUUUAAAUAUUGAACAAAUGGAUAAACAUAAUAAUAAUAAUAAUAAUAAUAAUUUACAAUUUGUAACAACUUCACAAGAUUUAAUUAAUUCAUCUAAUAUUAAUAAUGAUAUUGAAAAUGAAAAUAUAAACAUUAAUGAAUCAUUGAAUUCUCCAACAAAAUCUUUAACUUCAACAAUUAAAAGAUCUUGUGAAAUGGAAUCAUUGAAAAAUAUUGAUCAAAUGAAAUGGAUCAAUCAAAAUAAACGUCAACGAUUACAGAAAGAUAUUCAAGAUAGUAAUAUGAACGAUGAAAGACCUACAUCAAUUGUAUCGAUUGAAGAUUCAGAUGUUAUGUAUAAUGACAAAAGAAAUUUACAUUCAACAAUGACAACAACCACAACGACAACUCCAUCAACUGAAAAUACUGAUGGUGAUGUUCAUUCAUUUGUAUUAGCUGAUAAUUCAAAUAAUUCGCAUGAAUCACCGCCAUCAAUUACAUCGGAAAGUUCUCCAUCUAUUUCUGAAACUCCAUUAUCACCAAAAUUACCCAUGAUACCAGAAUUAGAUAAUCCUCAAAGUGUUCUUGCUGCACUCAUUCAUCUUGGUCAUCAUAAUCGUAUUCAACAGCUAUCAAAAUCCGAAAGUGAACAAAAAUCAAUAAAUUUGUGGGAGUUUCCUUACUUCUCAUCAACAUCGUUAUCAUCUUCUAUUCGUGGAUUUUCAAAUGGUACUGAAGUGUAUACAGAUCCAAACAAACUACAUUGUCAGCUAACAGCACUUAUGAAUGCAUCAUUAAACAGAACUAUGCCACAUUUUCAGACUCCACCAGAUUCAAAUGAAGCUCCAUUGGAUUUAAGCGCUAAAACAACUCCGUCAGUUAUCGUAAAUUCUACUGGUGAUAAUAACUGUCAAAAUAGUACAUCUUUUAUUCUUGAACAAAAUGCACAGAUAAUGGAUAAUGAAGAUAAUAAUGACUUUACAGUUAAUAAUCAAGAUCAAUUUCUUUCUGUCCCAUCUUUAAUUCAAACAGAACAUGUUUCUGGCGUUUAUCGUUCAACAAGUACAACCUCUAGUACAAAUGGUGGACGUAGAAAUAGAACUAGUAUUACAGCACUUCAAUCUAGAUGUAUGCAUUCGAUAUAUAAUUAUCAUAAAACUCCAUCAGUACAUGAAUGUGAUCGAUUAGGUGAAAUGAUUGGUUUGUCACGACGUGUUGUUCAAGUAUGGUUUCAAAAUCAACGUGCAAAAGAAAAGAAAAUGGCACGUGUUUCAUCAGGACAAUAUAAUUUUUCAGUAAAUUCAUCUUUAUUAACUGAAAAAUCAUCACCAUUAGAUUCUUCUUCUUGUAUAGAUUCAAAUUAUUGUCAAAUAUGUUCAAUAUCUAUUCAGAAAUCAGAAAUAACUAAUCAACAAGCAACAAAUGCUUGUAAUCAGUCAACAAAUUUUACAUCACAUGCAUCAUUUGUAGAUCAUCUUUUCUCAGCGGUUCAUUUGAAAAAGUUAUUACGUUGGUGUACAAUGGAUACUACUUAAUUAAAUUGUAUAGCCAUAAUUAUUGUAUUGUAUAUUUCUCCAUACAUCGACUUAUAUUUCAUAAUCCUUUCAAAAUUUGUCAUAUAAUGACUGCUAAUUCUCCUUUCUUCAUUUUACUUCCUCUUCGUUAUUUUGAUGAUGCAUAGGAAAAUGAACGUAAAUUACCUUACAUUCAUUGGUAAAAAUGGGUUGAGAAACCCAUAAUUCACUUCCCCCCCUCAUUCUACCCUUGGUUUUUUUAAUGAUUUCUAUUUCAUUGUUCCGUCAAAUUUUACUUUACCCUGCUGUGUCUAUUAUUUCAAGAAAAAGAUCCAUUCUUUUUCAAAUAAUACCAAAUAGUUGAAGUUGUUGCAGUAAAACCAUUUUGUCAAGAAAGUUUCUUUUAGCAACAAAUCAUACAUUAACGAUAACAUUAACAAUGAUACUAUUACAGAUUAUUAAUUAAUAUUUGCAUAAUAUCUAUGAUUAUCCUUUUUGUUUCUUUUCUG
Messenger RNA from Schistosoma margrebowiei, 6707 nucleotides. The record is from the annotation of a GenBank genome assembly. Lineage: Eukaryota; Metazoa; Platyhelminthes; Trematoda; Strigeidida; Schistosomatidae.